AUGGAAAACUACCACAUUUAUAACGAGAUUGGUCGUGGCACGCACUCGAGUGUGUACAAAGCACGACGGAAACGCAGCAUCGAGUACGUGGCGAUCAAGUCCACAGCCAAAAGCCGCAGGGACAAGAUCCUGAAUGAAGUCCCGUUUCUGCACAAACUAGACAGUCCCCACGUGCUCAAGUUCCUCGACUGGUACGAGUCGUCCAACCACAUUUGGCUCAUUCUCGAGUACUGCGUGGGCGGUGACUUGCUCAAUCUCCUUACGCAGGACAAGCAGCUGCCCGAGUCAGUUGUCAAGUCCUUUGGCUUUGAGCUUGUAGCUGGACUGCAAUAUCUGCACGCCAACAGCAUUUUGUACUGUGACUUGAAGCCUGGAAAUGUGCUUAUUGACGAAUUUGGAUCGCUGAAGCUGGCAGAUUUCGGCCUUGCACGACGUAUUCCUGGAAGCGGUACGCCACCUGCACGGCCACUCGCACCAGGCUCGCCACACUAUAUGGCACCGGAGUUAUUCCAGCAGACGGCAGUACACAGUUUUGCGUCGGAUUUUUGGGCUUUGGGAUGUGUGCUUUAUGAACUCAGAACAGGUCGACAGCCGUUCAUACAUACUACUUUUUCCGAGCUUGCCCGAAUGAUUCAAACAGAAGCAAUGCAACUUCCUCUUUCCGAUUGUGGAAUGUCGCUUGAGUUUUGCGAUCUCCUAAGGCGAUUGCUAGAAAAAGACCCUUAUCAGCGUAUUACCUGGGAUGAGCUAGUAGUUCAUCCAUUUUGGGAUGGUCUGCCUCGUCUCGCCAAUGUUGAUAUGCCUCCGCAGACGAUAUUUGAUAAAGGGUCUUCAUUGUCGCUGGAAUUCAGAUAUUUUCGAUCGCUCGAGAGCAAAGAUGAACCACCGGAUGAGGGCGAGGCAGUAACCGCCGACGAUGAAAUCGACUCCAUAAGUCAUGGGUUGCCUGAUCCAUUUCGGGUGAUGCAAGACCAUGUUAUAAUGAGUGCAGUCAACAAUGAAGUCCGAGCGCCUAAUUUGGAAACGCACGAUUUGCCAAACAACGAUGUAGAUCCUGACGACGAUACCUAUGAUGACCAAGCUGACCAAGGCAGCUCCGGCAAAUUGACUGGUCGCCGACCCCUCGGUGCCAACGACCUACGAUGCCUCAAGCUGCACCUGCUGCUUCCCGUCCUGUUCGAGGACAACGGACACGAGGACAUCAAAUUCAGCUGA
This is a messenger RNA of Peronospora matthiolae, 1215 nucleotides long. Lineage: Eukaryota; Oomycota; Peronosporomycetes; Peronosporales; Peronosporaceae. The record is from the annotation of a GenBank genome assembly.